Molecule: messenger RNA, 897 nt
Organism: Iphiclides podalirius (scarce swallowtail)
Lineage: Eukaryota; Metazoa; Arthropoda; Insecta; Lepidoptera; Papilionidae
Source: the annotation of a GenBank genome assembly
AUGAUGAACGAUGUUGAUGAUGAUGGCCUGCGCGCAGGUGAUAUACAUCGACUACGGCAACGUGAUGUGGGUGAAGGAGGAAAGGGGCUUCUAAGGGGGAAGGCUUUGUUCAACAGCGGAUGUCACGCUGAUGAUGAUGAUGUUGAUGACAAUGGCCUCGCCGAUGAUGUACAUCGACUACGGCAACGUGAUGUGGGUGAAGGAGGAAAGGGGCUUCUAAGGGGGAAGGCUUUGUUCAACAGCGGAUGUCACGCUGAUGAUGAUGAUGUUGAUGACAAUGGCCUCGCCGAUGAUGUACAUCGACUACGGCAACGUGAUGUGGGUGAAGGAAGACAGGAGGUUCUAAGGGGGAGAGGGUUGUUUAAAGGCGGGCGUCUCGCUGAAGAUGAUGAUGAUGAUGUCCCCGCAGGUACUAUACGUCGUAGUACAGCAACAUGGUGUAGGUGUAGGAGGACAGCGGCGUUCCAAGGCGGAGGCCUUUGUUCAACAGCGGACGUCUCGCCGAAGAUGAUGAUGACGACGGCCCCCGCAGGUGAUGUACGUGGACUACGGCAACGUGAUGUGGGUGAAGGAAGACAGGAGGUUCUAAGGGCGGGAGGGUUGUUCAAAGGCGGGCGUCUCGCUAAAGAUGAUGAUUGCUGCUCGCUCGCCGGCGUGAGGGCGCGCGACGCGUGCAGCCGCCAGUGGGCCGCCGCGCGGGCGCAGCUGCAGCGGCUCGUCUGCGAGCGCACGCUGCGCGCGCACGUCGUUGCUCGUGACUACGAUGAGAUCACAGUGGAAUUAUACGACGAUAUGGGAAAAAGCAUUGCCGAACAAUUGGCCGCCGGGAAACUAGUCGAACUCACGGAUUACAUCAUAGAAGAUGACAGCAACGUCAAACAGAAACUGGUGGCGGCU